UGUCUGUUUGUCUACCUACGUGAGUGGUCGCCAGUAUGUAAGCAUGUAAAGAAGAUGGAGGAACAGAUGACAGAUAAGGCAGCCACGGCAGUACUGAGCAGCUCUCUCUCUCCCUCUCCCCCUCUCACUACUGCCAUCAUCUUUCUCUCCUCCACUUCCUUAUCUGUCCCCUCUUUCCUUUCAUGAUCCCACCUCAUCAUCAUCAUCCCUCUCCCUCGUUCUAUUUCUCACUCUGUCUUUCUCUCUCACUGCCCCUCUUCCUCCCUUUUCCGUCCCUCCCUCCCUUCCUCUUCUGCGUGAAGCUGCAGUAAAUGUGAGGGUCUCCUGGGUCUGGCUUCACUGCAGUGUAGAGAAGAGAACGCCGUCUGUUUUAGUAGGAUGCGCUGAAGGAUGGUGCACCAGGAGAAACGCAUCUACCAGGCCCAGAGGAAUGAGAGGGAGUCCAUCAGGCAGAAACUCGCCCUUGGCAGUUUCUAUGACGACGAGCCCGUCAUCUACACCAGCUGCAGCAAAAAUGGCCCGUCUUCUCAGCGACAGAGCGGCGUAAACCUCCAGGUGUGUUUUGUCAACGACAGCAACAGUGACAAAGACAGUGAUGCCGAGGACAGCAGGACAGAGACCAGUCUGGACACACCUCUGUCACCUGUGAGCAAACAAAGCUCCUCGUUGUCAGACCGGGACACAGGAGAGGAGGAUUCAGACCUGUUAGAUGACUGCAGCGGCUUCUGGCAGGUGCAGCGAAGACUGCAGGAGGAAGCCAAGGUGGCGUUGGCACUCGCCCGACCCAUGGCUCGAAUGCAGGUGGAAGUGGAGCGGCAGAUCCAGCUGCACAGACGUUCCCCUGUGGCUGAUCUGCUUCCCCAUCUUCCUCACAUAAGUGAAGGUUUGAUGAAGAGGAAUCUGAGGCAAGGGGACAUGAGGGACAUGAGUCUGGGGCAGCUCCAGGUUAUCACCAACGACUUGCACUCACAGAUUCAAAGUUUGAAUGAAGAGCUGGUCCAGCUGCUGCUGAUGAGGGACGAGCUGCAUGUGGAGCAGGACGCCAUGUUGGUGGAUAUAGAAGAUCUCACCAGGCACGCUCACAGCCAUCAUCGACACCAGGCGGUGAAGGCUGCCUCCAAAUAACUGCAUCCAGGAGUUUGCGUUCGUCUGCCUGCACAUCAGCCGACCUCCUGCUCCACCGACGGUCACCUGUGUUAUAAUAAAGCUCCAUCAGUGCUGUCUCUGAAAAAACAAGUUCAAUAGAGAAAAAUUAGAAUACACAUCCAUACACAUUACGUGUGGCUUCAGGAGUUUGGACACAGCUUGGUUAAGUGGUUAAUCUCCAUUUACCCUCUGGUUUACCUCUUUAUGGUUUUGCACAGUACAGUGAGUAUGUUUACAGUGGUUCAAAAGACGUUUUGUGUUUAAUCUGUAUGUCAAGCACUAGCAUCACUUUUUAACACAGGAAUCCAUCAUCCGGGCUGCUGACCAUUACACAGCUUAGCUCGUCUGGUCUUGCGAAUAUUACAUAUACACAAACCUGGCCGUAAAAGUUUCCGUCCACUUUGAAAUGAAGUGCAUACGAGGAGUGGUCAAAUUUUUAAGAAUAAUUUAUAUUUGCCAAAAUGUGGUCGUGUAUGAUACGUCAGACAAAGCGACAGACUGUGGCCUGAAAAUUAGGACGGGGUCACACUGAGAGACGACGACGACGAGCAGGCGAGGGGGGUUAUGAUUCUGUCGGCCAUGUUGACCUUGACAUAAAAUAUGCAAAGUGAUUUUUUGUCACUUCGAAAGUUAAAGGAUAAAAAAAAAAAGUUCAGAGAAAUAUAUUGAUAACAUGAGAAGAAAUACAUUUCUAUUUUAUCUUUUUUGAAAGGGUUUAAAUGGUAAAUGACUUUAUUAGAAAGGGUGACGUGAAGAAGCUGUUGUGUGGCCGCAGUUCGGUGUUUUCACCAAAAGCUUUUGAAGAAUGUACGUCAUGGGAGAAACUCCUUCAACCUUAUCAUUUGCUGCAUUCUUUAAUGUACUGUAUAAUGAGUGUAAGAUAUCUGUAAUAAAUGUUUAAAUGGUGUGACGUUCAUCAA
Messenger RNA from Cynoglossus semilaevis (tongue sole), 2066 nucleotides. RefSeq names its product schwannomin-interacting protein 1. Gene Ontology annotation, cellular component: cell junction; plasma membrane. Gene Ontology annotation, biological process: positive regulation of hippo signaling. Bases 391 to 1125 code for a protein of 244 amino acids. NCBI's taxonomy places the organism in Eukaryota, Metazoa, Chordata, Actinopteri, Pleuronectiformes, Cynoglossidae. The record is from RefSeq and is a predicted model, not a curated record. The transcript has 7 exons.